Messenger RNA from Uncinocarpus reesii 1704, 1722 nucleotides. RefSeq lists its product as uncharacterized. Gene Ontology annotation, molecular function: protein phosphatase 1 binding; glycogen binding. Gene Ontology annotation, biological process: regulation of glycogen biosynthetic process. The transcript has 2 exons. Bases 1 to 1722 code for a protein of 573 amino acids. Gene Ontology annotation, cellular component: protein phosphatase type 1 complex. The record is from RefSeq and is a predicted model, not a curated record. NCBI's taxonomy places the organism in Eukaryota, Fungi, Ascomycota, Eurotiomycetes, Onygenales, Onygenaceae.
AUGUCGAUGGAGCCGCAGCCCAUGCUUUCGUCGGCUGAAGGGGCUACUGGCAGAAAGGAGCUUCUUUCACCACGUGCCGAGUUGCCCCUCGUUGUUACUGACGCCCGCCGAAAACCUCCCUCAAUUGAUAUCCUACCACUUCGUUCUAGCUCCGUUGACGGUACUAUUCUACGUCAGUUGCCUGAAAUAGAAAUGCACACACCGGAUCAAAGCGACCGUGAGGAUGAAGAAAGCGUUGUGAGACCAUCUAUGAUUCGAAAAAAGUCUGGAGAGCUUGUGAGGCCGGCACUCCGGAUGAAAAAGAGGCCGUCUAGCAUGCCGGGCACUCCUACUUUUGUGAAAAAUGUUCAUUUCGACGUCCAACUGGAACAGGUUCGUCACUUUUUGCAACUCGAUAUGCCGGUUGCAGUCAGUGCUGGUUCAUCUCCUGCGGACGAGUACGAUGGGGAUACGGAGUUUCCGUUUGGAGCGGACUCGGUUCCCCAGACGAAACCUUUCCAGUGGGAAGCACGGGUUACCAAUUUCCCCAAGGAAGUUAACGAACGCUCGCCAGUGCGUCUAGAGAGAAUGUUUCUAUCCUCAGACAACAAAUACCUCGUUGGGAUUGUUGCAGUCGCCAAUCUUGCUUUCCAUAAACAUGUUGUAGCGAGAUUUACGUUGGACCAUUGGAAAACCGUCUCGGAGGUUGAGGCUGAAUACGACAACAAUCCUCGCAAGGAUAACCUGCUGGGAGCAAACAGUAAUUAUGACAGAUUCCAUUUCCAUAUUCGACUGGCAGAUUUGGCAGAUCUCGAAAGCAAAACAAUGUUCGUUUGCAUCAGGUAUCACGUUAACGGCCUUGAAUUCUGGGAUAAUAACGAUGCGAGAAAUUAUCACGUCAAUUUUUCGAGAAAAUAUAAGUGGACGAAUGGUAGCCGUGGUCACGCAUGUGGUCCCAGCAACCCAUUUGCACGCAAUAUCAGAAUUAACCCGCGACCGCACUCAAUGCCUCCGCUACCUAGCAACAUGCCUUUCCUCCCGGCCCGAUCGUUUCAAAGCCCACGGGAUGAUGGCUUUAGUCGACCACAGCAACAAGUUCCUCUUUCUCAUGCGGAUGAUGAUUUGCUCGACACGCCGACAAAACGGACGAAACCACCUGCGCAAGCAUUUGCAACUCGGUAUGAUUUCGGGUCUUCGCUUUCUGCCGCGAUGCAACCAGGCACCCUUGACCUGGUCCAACCUGGGUCAGACACCAAUAAUCGCGUGACGCCUCUCCAGGAUAUGGGUGGCAUGUUGAGAACAAAGCUUGUCAGCAGUCCUAGUACGUUCUCUCGAGAACCUAUAAGGCCAUCCGAUAUCCUCUCCGAAAAGCCCUAUCAUGAAUCUCCAGGAUACAAGGAGCUGGUUGACAAGUAUUGCUUUUUUGAAACGGCUUCUUCCCCUACAAAAGCUCGUAGUCGACCAGACGAUCCGCAAUCCACUGUGGACGAGAACCAGCCAAACCCGCAUCAAGAGUUGCCACCUUCUGAAUCGCCGUUAUUUUCAUCAGUGGAGGCUUCUCCUACGCAUGAAGAACCAUCAAUGUCGCUUCCCUUUCGGUCGCCAAGACCCCAGUCACCAAACGAUCCAAGUUCCAGCUCUUCGUCACCUCUACGAUUUCACUCUCUUCGCCAAACGAUUCCCACAGGGCUGCUAUCCCAAUCUCCUACACCUACGCCAACUCCCACGGCGAUCCGAGGCUGA